GCAGCAGCGCCCGCCGCAGCAAUGGACCCGCGACGACAUCCAGCAGGUGUACGACACGCCCCUCAUGGAGCUCAUCUUCCGCGCUGCUACAGUCCACCGCCUCAACCACCCGCCCGACCAGGUCCAGCUGUGCACGCUCCUCAACAUCAAGACCGGCGGGUGCUCCGAGGACUGCUCGUACUGCGCCCAGUCGUCGCGCCACGCCGACAAGGUUGGCCUCAAGGCCGAGAAGCUCACCGACGUCGAGACGGUCCUUGUCGAGGCGCGCAAGGCCAAGGCCAACGGCUCGACGAGGUUCUGCAUGGGUGCGGCGUGGCGCGACAUGUCGGGCAGGAAACGCGGCUUUGAGCGCAUCCUCAAGAUGGUGCAAGGAGUCCGCGCGCUCGACAUGGAGGUCUGCACGACCCUCGGCAUGCUCACGCCCGAGCAGGCGGCCCAGCUCAAGCAGGCGGGCCUCACGGCGUACAACCACAACCUCGACACGUCGCGCGAGUACUACCCCAAGGUCAUCACGACCCGCAAGUUCGACGAGCGCCUCGACACGAUCGAGGCGGUGCGCGAGGCGGGCAUCAGCGUGUGCAGCGGCGGCAUCAUCGGGCUCGGCGAGAACGACGGCGACCGCGUCGGCCUCAUUUGGGAGAUGAGCCAGCUGCCCGAAGCGCCCGAGUCCUUCCCCGUCAACGCCCUCGUCGCCAUCCCGGGCACCCCGCUCGAGGCCAACGAGCGCGUCACCGUCCAGGAGCUCCUCCGCACCAUCGCCACCGCCCGCAUCGUCCUCCCUACCUCCAUCAUUCGCUUCGCGGCUGGCCGCAUCAGCUACACCGAGACGGAGCAGGCCAUGGCGUUCAUGGCGGGCGCCAACGCCGUCUUCACGGGCGAGCGCAUGCUCACGACGCCGACGUCGGGCUGGGACGAGGACCACGCCAUGCUCGCGCGGUGGGGCCUCAAGGGCAUGGGCAGCUUCGAGAGCACGACGGUACGCAUGAAGGAGAACCAGAAGGCGCUCGAGGCGACCGAGGAGCGCAAGGCGGCUGCUGCUGCCUCGCCCGUCGGCGCUGGCGCUGCGGCCGAGGCGUCGGCGUAGAUGCACCUCUUGCUCGUAGACCCCCUUCCUCUUUCUCUCUCCCUUUCGCUCUCCUUUUCGUCGUUCGUUGGAUUUGUACAGAGGUCACUCUCC
Messenger RNA from Rhodotorula graminis WP1, 1177 nucleotides. RefSeq lists its product as uncharacterized. The record is from RefSeq and is a predicted model, not a curated record. Gene Ontology annotation, cellular component: mitochondrion. The transcript is spliced from 8 exons. Lineage: Eukaryota; Fungi; Basidiomycota; Microbotryomycetes; Sporidiobolales; Sporidiobolaceae. Gene Ontology annotation, molecular function: biotin synthase activity; 2 iron, 2 sulfur cluster binding. Gene Ontology annotation, biological process: biotin biosynthetic process. The coding region runs from base 65 to 1084 and encodes 339 amino acids.